CUCCUCUUUGCGCUGCGGGCGGACGCUGGCGGAGAGGAGAGCUGCUCGUGACUGGUUCGCUCAUUCACUUGGCUGUGCUCGGAGCAUGCGCGUGGCAGGUUGCGGCCGCGGCUCAGAGUGAUGUGGUCGCUCUGGCAGUCGAGCGGGCGGGAGACUCGGAGCUGCUGCCGACGGAAGUGCUAGGAUGGAUAGAUGGAGUGAUGGCGACAGGCUUGGGCAUCUAAUGCUGGCGAUGUCCAUGCGAUAUGCAAUGGCACUGCAUUUGAUUGCGGAUGGCAGAGCGUUGGGCCGAGUAGUGAGCGACUGGUGGAUGGUUUUGAUUCCGCCGGCCGGAACGGCACCGGCAAAGAUCGAACAAGAGAAUGGAGCACAGGACAAAAACGUCACGUCGCCUCUGAAGAGGAACACGAUUCCACGACAUGGCCAACAGUGGGGCACACGUAGAGGUCUCUGCGCAUAUCGUGGAAGGACCAAUCGACGCUCGGGCCUCGGCUGUCUUGCCUUGGUGGUCUCUCGACUCAUCUGUCGCUCCGGUCUUGGGUGGUCUGUCCGAGCGAGACGCAGCCGCAAGCUGUGUUGUAGCACACAUUGCUACACCCUUCGCCUCUCGGCCUGGCCAGAGUCGCCAAGGUGUACGGCAUCGAGAUAAAGAUAGCAUCAACCAGGCGGCUGCAAGACAAAGGCAAAUUUCACUCGAGCGGGCCGCAAACUACACUGCAUUUUACUCAGACGGUGCUUGGCUGCUUCGAGGUCCUGCUUUUCGAUAUCGCACGUCUGCUACCAUUCAUCAGCCGCCGCCGCUGCCGAGACGGACUCACAGCGCUUGACUCGAG
This is a messenger RNA of Tilletiaria anomala UBC 951, 833 nucleotides long. RefSeq lists its product as uncharacterized. The coding region runs from base 185 to 649 and encodes 154 amino acids. The transcript has a single exon. The record is from RefSeq and is a predicted model, not a curated record. NCBI's taxonomy places the organism in Eukaryota, Fungi, Basidiomycota, Exobasidiomycetes, Georgefischeriales, Tilletiariaceae.